Messenger RNA from Oppiella nova, 339 nucleotides. The record is from the annotation of a GenBank genome assembly. NCBI's taxonomy places the organism in Eukaryota, Metazoa, Arthropoda, Arachnida, Sarcoptiformes, Oppiidae.
AUCAAUGAGUUAAUCAAAACUAUAGACCGAACUCAAGAAGAAGUGUCUCUUCUCAUCAAAACUCUUUAUAAUUUGUACUAUUCUUCGGAGGCCAACAGAAUUCAACACGAAUUUGAGAUUCUGUUAAAUUUAGUCAUAAAAGUUGUAAAAGAGAUUUGGACUCAAACUGAACUUCAAGACCAGUCUGAAGAGUGGUCACCAAAAUAUAAGAUAACCGAUUCGCUAAUCAUAAGAGCCCCUGAGUUGCGCAAAAUAGACUGGAAAUUAGCAUUGCAUUUGAUCACGUUACUAAAUAGAAUCAAGUUCCAAUGUAAAAAUUAUGAGACGGGUAGAGUUAGA